AUGGACACCACUUCACAGCGAGGUGCCAGUACUUCUGUCGGCACGUCGCAGGAAGAGCGGGACCACAGUGUCUCGCGUCUCACUCCUGAGAAGAAGGCAUGGAUGCCUCCAAAAUCCGUCAUGGAUCACUUGUCGGCGACGACGAGUGAUCGCUAUCGAACACGAUUGUUCGAUUCAUCAAGGAUCCAUCACCUUGACCCCAGUGAGAAAAACUAUCGCGCUGAGAAUGAUUUCUUCAUCGAUCCUUUCCUUGGUUAA
Messenger RNA from Peronospora matthiolae, 258 nucleotides. The record is from the annotation of a GenBank genome assembly. Lineage: Eukaryota; Oomycota; Peronosporomycetes; Peronosporales; Peronosporaceae.